This is a messenger RNA of Oryza brachyantha (malo sina), 589 nucleotides long. Its product is annotated as cysteine proteinase inhibitor 10-like. The record is from RefSeq and is a predicted model, not a curated record. Bases 14 to 448 code for a protein of 144 amino acids. The transcript has a single exon. Gene Ontology annotation, molecular function: cysteine-type endopeptidase inhibitor activity. NCBI's taxonomy places the organism in Eukaryota, Viridiplantae, Streptophyta, Magnoliopsida, Poales, Poaceae.
CACGGCUGUAACAAUGGCCGCCUCCGCCACCUCUCUCGUGCUCCUCCUCCUCCUAGUCGCCGGCGGCGAGGCGGUGGCGUCGUCGUCGAACGCGCCGCCGGCGCCAGCGGUGGUGGUGGGCGGGAGGACGGAGAUCAGGGACGUGGGCAGCAACAGGGAGGUGCAGUCGCUGGGCCGCUUCGCGGUCGCCGAGCACAACCGCCGCCUCCGGCACCACGGCGGCGCCGGCGCCGGGAGCACCGCCGACCCGGUCGCCGUGAAGCUGGCGUUCGUCAGCGUCGUGGCGGCGCAGAAGCAGGUCGUCUCCGGCGUGGCGUACUACCUCAAGGUCGUCGCGAGGGAAGCGCACGCCGGCGCCGGAGCCGGCCGGCCGUUCGACGCCGUGGUGGUGGUCAAGCCCUGGCUCAAGUCCAAGGAGCUCGUGUCCUUCGCGCCUUCUCCCAAAUAAUCAGCUCAAAUUAAUGCCUUCAUGAAUCACUUAAUUAAUCGUUGGACUUUAGCAAUUAUUAUGCAUGCGUGAUUUAAUUUGUUUUGCUUCCUUUCGGUUGUAUCCAUGGAAAAUAAUCAUAUAUAAAUAAAGUCGAUCAGA